UAGGUCACAUCAUAUAUAUAUAAUAAAUAGUCUUCCCAUUAUCUGAUUUAUCAUCCAUUUCCUUUGUUCAAUUUUUCCCAGAUAAGUUUUUCUUUGCCUUACGGAACUGUUGAAAUCUUCGAAUUUGGAAAAAGGAUAUUGGGGUUUCGGUUCUUGAUUUUGGAUCUUCUUCAACCAUGUCCAUGCUCGAUUCUUUCUUCAACAAGGGCUUCAAAGCUGCAAAAUGCAAAACCCUCCUGAAAUUGACAAUUCCACGUAUAAAGUUGCUGAGAAACAGAAGGGAGAUGCAGCUAAAGCAGAUGCGCCGAGACAUUGCCAAGCUUCUUGAGACUGGUCAAGAAGCUACUGCUAGAAUUAGGGUAGAGCAUAUAAUCAGGGAAGAGAAUAUGAUGGCAGCUCAGGAGAUUCUUGAGCUCUUCUGUGAGCUUAUUUCUGUCCGGCUUCCCAUUAUCGAGUCACAAAGGGAAUGUCCUUUAGACUUGAAAGAAGCCAUCUCUAGUGUGAUUUUUGCUGCACCAAGAUGUGCUGAUCUACCAGAGUUGCUUCAAGUUCAAAUAGCAUUUGCAUCAAAAUAUGGGAGGGAGUUUGUGGCAGCUGCAACUGAGCUUAUGCCAGAUUGUGGUGUUAACCGCCAGUUAAUAGAACUGCUCUCAGUUCGUGCUCCUUCACCAGAUAAAAAAUUGAAGCUUCUGAAAGAUAUUGCGGAAGAGCAUGAAGUAGAUUGGGAUCCUGCUGCCUCCGAAACUGAGUUUUUCAAAUCACAUGAAGAUUUAUUGAAUGGCCCAGCACAGUUUGUCAGUGGGUCUAAAGUUCCCCUUCCGAAGGAAAAACAUGAUGAGGUAUCACAGACUGCUAAUCAAGCCCACCAAGAGGAGCAUGAUUCUGAUACUGACUUGGACUCAUUAGAUUUUCCUGAAGUUCCCAAGGCAUUAGUGCGGCCAGGCGAGAACAAUUCAUCAGCCCCACCAGUAGUCCCGCCUUCAUCAAACGUGCCACGCCCUGGAAACGAUCAUGACUUGUUACAAAAUUCUGGAUCUUUUGGAGAGUCAUCUGAUGAGGCACAUUUUGAGCCUGAUAAAGUGUUGGAUGAAAGUGUGAUGUUUAACAAAGAUGAAAAACCUCACGCUUCGGUUGGUGGUUUGGAAGAUAAACAAUUUUUGCCAUUCAUGUCUGCCCCAUCGCUAUCUUCUGCAUCAUUCUCUGCGAGACAAAGUAAUAGUACACCACCACCCCUUCUUUCAAGGACGAAAAGCGCAACCAAUGUGGAUCUGCAAGAUGUACUAGCUGCUGCUCAAGCUGCUGCUGAUUCUGCUGAACGUGCAGCAGCAGCAGCCCGCUCAGCUGCUAGUCUUGCACAAGUCAGAAUUAGCGAGCUCACCAAGAAAAACAAUGAGCGAGGAACUGAAAAUAGCAGCGAGAACCCCUUCCAUACAUCCAGUCCAAACCAGUCAGUUACAGAAGAGAGACCUCAUUUUGAUCGCAAUAACUCUAUAGGUGACUCUAAAGGCAUUACAAGCCCACCAGACUAUAAUCAAGUUCAUCAAAGUGUUCAUCGCUCGGAUUCAUCAAAUCUCCCCUCACUUGACUCUCUUAAAGCAGAAUUCGACGCUUCUCUUCCUCUUCCUGGAUCAGACCCUUCCAAUCACCAACCUCAGAGACUUCCUUCAAUGGACGAUGAGCCCUACUUCUCAUAUCCAAACUUGUUUAAUUCACAAAACUCAAAUGUCGGAUCCCAUUCUCAGUCACUUACAGAUAAUUCUCGGUCCUCGGAUGAGCGCUGAGUUUUGAUUUCUGUCACGGGUCCAUUGUGCCAAAUGGAUAUUAUAUGAUCAUAGAACUUAUGUUGAUUAUAUUUUUCAUUUCUGUAUAAAGUGCAGUUUUGUGCCGAGUGUAAUUAGUGGCUGUCUUUGAUUUCUGUGGCCAGUGCCGUAGCUGGUGGACUCAUACUUCUAUUUAGUGAAACACUUGCUGGUUUCUAUUC
Humulus lupulus (European hop) is the source of this 1981-nucleotide messenger RNA. RefSeq lists its product as uncharacterized. Gene Ontology annotation, biological process: protein transport. The record is from RefSeq and is a predicted model, not a curated record. Lineage: Eukaryota; Viridiplantae; Streptophyta; Magnoliopsida; Rosales; Cannabaceae. The coding region runs from base 177 to 1781 and encodes 534 amino acids. The transcript is spliced from 6 exons.